Messenger RNA from Centrocercus urophasianus (Greater sage-grouse), 1247 nucleotides. RefSeq names its product TatD DNase domain containing 1 (gene TATDN1). The coding region runs from base 13 to 843 and encodes 276 amino acids. Lineage: Eukaryota; Metazoa; Chordata; Aves; Galliformes; Phasianidae. The transcript has 12 exons. Gene Ontology annotation, molecular function: 3'-5'-DNA exonuclease activity. Gene Ontology annotation, cellular component: cytosol. The record is from RefSeq and is a predicted model, not a curated record.
GCCACCGCCGCCAUGAGCCGCGCCAAGCUCGUGGAUAUCGGCGUUAACCUCACGGACCCCGCGUUCAGGGGGAUCUACAGGGGAACGCGAAAACAUCAAGAUGACCUUUUGGAUGUGGUAGAGAGAGCUGUCAAAGUUGGUGUUAAAAAGUUUUUGAUUACAGGUGGGAGUCUCCAGGACAGUAAAGAUGCAUUGCAGCUGGCACAGACCAAUGAUAUGUUUUACAGCACAGCUGGCUGCCACCCUACACGCUGCGGGGAAUUUGAGCAGAGUAACCCUGACCAGUAUUUAUCAGAAUUAAAAAAUCUGAUUGAAAAGAAUAAGACAAAGAUAAUAGCAGUUGGAGAAUGUGGCCUAGAUUUUGACAGAUUGGAGUUUUGCCCAAAGGACAUCCAACUCAAAUACUUCGAAAAACAGUUUGACCUGGCAGAGCAAACAAGACUGCCCAUGUUUCUUCACUGCAGAAACUCACAUGCUGAAUUUUUAGACAUAAUGAGAAGAAACAGAGAUAGAUUUGUUGGAGGAGUGGUUCAUUCUUUUGAUGGCACAAAGGAAGAAGCAGCAGCAAUAAUAGAUUUGGAUCUUUACAUUGGAAUAAAUGGCUGUUCAUUGAAAACAGAAGCCAACUUGGAAGCACUGAAAUCAAUUCCUAGUGAACGAUUAAUGAUAGAGACCGAUGCACCCUGGUGUGGAGUGAAAAAUACUCAUGCUGGAUCGAAAUAUGUGAAAACCACAUUUCCUACCAAAAAGAAAUGGGAAAUGGGGCACUGCCUGAAGGACAGGAAUGAGCCCUGCCAUAUAAUGAGGUUAAUGAAUUUCAGUCUGAAAAGUCAAGACCACUGAUAAAGACAUGCACAAAAUGACACUUUCUUUGGAACAGAAAGCUGUUUAAUUACCUCUGAACAAGAGUCAAAAGACCAAAGAUGAACCUGUACCAGUGAGCAACCAGCGACCAGGGAAUAGAAGUUACUGCCUUUAGUAAGUGAAGCUGUUUCCGUAUCAGAGCAUCUCACCCUGUUGCUCUCAUAGUAGGUUUUUAUUCCAGGUUAAUCUUAGUUACUCAUGUACAUACAGAUGUGACACUCUGAUGUAUAUUCAGUACUGAUUUUUGGAGUCUAAUAUCAAUUAUUAUUUUUUUUUUAGUCAAAUACUGGAAAUUAUGGCAGCAGUAAGAGAAGAUGACCCACUCGAGUUGGCCAAUACUCUAUAUAACAACACUAUUAAAGUCUUCUUUCCAAAUAUAUAAA